This is a messenger RNA of Recurvomyces mirabilis, 432 nucleotides long. RefSeq lists its product as uncharacterized. The record is from RefSeq and is a predicted model, not a curated record. The transcript is spliced from 3 exons. Bases 1 to 432 code for a protein of 143 amino acids. NCBI's taxonomy places the organism in Eukaryota, Fungi, Ascomycota, Dothideomycetes, Mycosphaerellales, Teratosphaeriaceae.
AUGAGUCACUACCGGGCAGAUGUUCCCGCAGGCGAGCUCGUCAAGGCGGAGAUCAGGUCCUACUACGAGCAUUUCUAUGCUAUUUCUGACACACCAGAGGCGCAUCAGAAGUAUGCUGAAUUGUACACGAAGAACGCCAGACUCAUUAUGGCUUCCAAUGAAGCCAAUGGUCGAGAUGAGAUCUUGAAUAUGCGGCAGGGUAUGUGGGAGAAGGUGGCCAAACGGUCUCACAAGCCUACGAAGAUAUACUCGUUUGGUGGCGACUCGGAGGAAGUCAUGCUCUAUGGAACAGUAGACUACGAGCUCAAAGACGGCCGUAAGACAAACGUGGACUGGUCGGCCAGAUCACACUUCACACAUGAGGAUGGCCAGCUCAAGAUGGACUUCUAUCAAGUGUAUCUAGACUCAGCAGCUAUGGCACGAGCAAAGUGA